Molecule: messenger RNA, 8504 nt
Organism: Cheilinus undulatus (humphead wrasse)
Lineage: Eukaryota; Metazoa; Chordata; Actinopteri; Labriformes; Labridae
Gene: tet2
Product: tet methylcytosine dioxygenase 2
Exons: 10
Coding region: 435-5714 (1759 amino acids)
Biological process (GO): positive regulation of transcription by RNA polymerase II; myeloid cell differentiation; oxidative demethylation
Cellular component (GO): nucleus
Molecular function (GO): DNA 5-methylcytosine dioxygenase activity
Source: RefSeq, a predicted model, not a curated record
AAGAAAAAAAAGAGGAGGGAGCAGAGGAGGGAAAGAAAACCUGUCUCUUUGUGUGGGAAGGACCCAGCCGGGAGGUAUUUUUGUGAUUAUUUCGGUUUGCCAGCAAAGCGAGGCUCCUCUUCCUCUGACUUGCAGAAACAUCCCGUCUACUUGAGUCUUCACACCAGAGCCCGUAUGAGUGAUCUUCUCAGGCCGCCAAACAGCGACACCCGGGCUUCUCCUGAUGAUGAGAGCUGACGUCAGACUGGUUUCCAUGAAUAUUGAUGUGGAGGAUAGUCUGUUUCAUAGAAGAACAGAAGGAGGCAAGAUGGCUGCCCUUUAGGAUUUGUUAAAGAGGAGACCCAGACGGUUUAUUGGAAUUUCUACAAAGUGGAGGGACGUAAACAGGAGGACGGACAGAGGGCAGCCCUGUGGAUGGACUCUGAGCAGGCCAGAUGGAAACAGAAAAAGCCAGACAUGAGACGGAAGAAAGUUUGAUGUUAGCACAAUUUGGCUCAUCUCACAUCUCUCACAAACUCCAGAAUGGAGGCCAGUCUUCUGAGGGAGAUUCUGGGGAUACCGACUGGAACCAUUACAAGCCCGGUGCAGGUACCAACUCCAUGAAGAGGCAGAGGGAGACCUGUAACAGCCCUGCUUCAGUGCAUGGGCUGUUCGAUCAAGGAUCCUACAUCGUAAAUGGAGAUUUGAUCAAUGGAGAGUUGAAGAAUGCACUAACUGAGCAGUCCUUACUGGUCCAUCAAUCCAAGAAACUCAAAGAAAAUUCAGAGAUUACAGGAAAUGAUGACUUAGGCUCCAGUUUGUUGGAUAACUUUUCUGAGAUGACAAAGAUGGAAUUUGAAUGCAAUACCCCACAUAUAGAGAUUAAGUUAGACAAGAGAAAUUACAAUUUUCCUAAUGGAGAUAUCUUUAGUUUACCAAGAAAUAAACAAGUUCCAAUUCAAAAUGGUGCUGUUUCAUCCCCCUCAACCAUAGAAAGCACUCCAGGUGAUCUUUUAGAGAAAACUUUAUCCCAAUAUUAUCCUGAGCAAGUAUCAAUUGCACCCCAAACGUCAAGGCCUCAGCUAGAUGCUGUUAAUGGUUCAACGACUAACAAACCACCUCAUGAAGGUGCUCAACCCCCAUCUUUAACCUCAAGGCUUCCCAAUUCAGAUCAGGACCCUGACUCACAGCAAGAUGUGGGAACAAGCAAUGUUGAAGGGGGCGACAAUUAUAACUCUGUAAACUAUUUGGCGAAUGGCUACUCUGACAAUUUUGAAGCAGACCACCAGCACCCCCAACAGCAUCAGCAGCAGCCACCAUCUUACCCUGGUAAGGAGCUCCCUUUGGGUCAUCUACCUGGCAUGAUCCCAACUAGAGCCAAUGGCUCACAACAUCAAAAUGGCCAACAGUGCUAUCAAGAUGAGAAAAAUCCCCAAGGUUUAUAUGAAAAGGAGGAACCAGGGAGUAGUCAGCAUCAGCAUCAUGGCACUGGCAGGGGCCUUCAAUAUGGGAAAAAACCCAACACCUUAAGCCAAAAUGGUGGAACCCCACAUGGAGCUGACAGCAUGGGGUCAAUUGGGCCCAGUCACCAGCAGCUACAUCACGCUGGAUCAGAAAAGGGAAUGGAGAACACAUCUCAGCAGAGAGCCAACUUGUUAUCUACUCCCCACCAGAACAACUGGAUGGAGAUGAACUCUUCAAAUUCCCAGCAGACACCAGCAAGUGGCCCAUCAACACAGGCACAGGAGCAGGGCAUGUGGCGGGGCUUCCCUCAGUCUCAGUCAGAGAAGCAGACCGCUAACCCCCAGGUUCACUGCCAGGUGUUAGAGCAAAAUCAGUUGCAAAGAUUCCAGACACAGGGAGUUUACACAGAGAGCAGCCAGGGGUCCAACAGCUACCAGCAGCAACAGCAGGACCAUCUCCCUGUCCAGACCCACUGUGUUACACCCCAGCACAACACUGCCCCUGAGUGGCAGCAAUCAAACUCAAAAGUACCUCAAAUGCAGCAGCCUGGAUCCCAGGAGAUGCCAGAGCAGAGAAAUUUCCCCCAAAAUCCGCAAAUAGACAGCCGCUUCCACACCCAAAUGCAGUCAGAGCACUUAUGUGAAGAUCCUGACCUGCGGGAAAUACUGUCACCCGGGUUUUUUGCAACGCAGCAACAGCAGCAACAACAGCACUGUAAUCUCCAGCGCCCCCUGUCCCAACCACCCCAAUAUGAAGGGCAGCAACUCAAGUCUCCCAAUUAUAGACCUCAUAGUCAACCCCAGCCAGGUCAGCACCAGCUGAAACAGAACCCUCCUCUUGGAAAUAAUUCUACUCAGUCCAAUAACCAACAAAUGCAGCACAAUGACCAUGCAAUGUUCACUUACAAUAACACAACAGAGAUGCAACAACUACAACAACAAAGGCAUUAUCCACCUAACUCAGGCACCAGUAACCUCAAGCCAUUUCAACCACAGCGACCAAGCAACCACUGUCAACAGCCCAACCACAUGGACAUCUCACAGACUUCUACACAGCCACAGUCUCACUUACCACAAAGCAUUUUGAACCAACAGGUAUCAACACAGAUGUAUCCUAAAACUGAACAGCAGCUGAAGGGAUCGUGCUCUCAGUUCCAAAGAGGAACUCGACUACCUCUGGGACCCCCAAGUCCUCAUGGAGACUUUCAGCGACAUGCAGCCCUGCGCAUGCAUUUGUUACAAAGACAAGAGCGCCACGGCCCUCCACAUCCCCCUCAUGCCCUCAUUGACACUAAACAUGGCUUAAGAGCCAUAAAAAUGGAGAAUGGACCCAGAUUUGAGGUGCCUGUUUCACAGCAGCAUGAUCAGCAAUUAAGGACGCAAGAUGCAGGCAUAGGUGGGAUGCAAAUUAAGCAAGAGAAUCAAGAAUCUUUGUGCGAGCAAAGCAAGAGACCGGGAAACAUCUUGGCAUCUAUGGAACAAAGCCUCAGGCAGUACCAGCUUUCACCUGUGUUUGAGAGGAAAUCUCUCGUCAUAAAUUCAUCAAAUAAGGUCAAGGUGGAAUCCUCUGGGCCUGUAACAAUCCUGUCAACCAACACUGACCUGAAUGGGGCAGAAUUGUCUACAGCUCCUUUGGCCAAUGUAGCACUAAAGAAACCCCCUGAUUCGACCCCAAAGAAGGAACACCUGCUACAAAGCUUUAUGGACUCUCCUAUGAAGCUAUUAGACACGCCUAUAAAGAAUCUAUUGGAUACCCCUUUGAAAACACAAUACGAGAUUGCAUCAUGCCACUGUGUUGAACAAAUAAGUGAGAAGGAUGAAGGCCCGUACUACACUCACUUGGGGUCAGCUCCGAACGUUGCCAGUAUACGGGAAAAGAUGGAGAAAAGGUCUGGUCUAACAGGUCGUGCCAUCAGAAUUGAAAAAGUAGUAUACACUGGCAAGGAAGGGAAAAGUACACAAGGGUGUCCCAUAGCCAAAUGGGUAAUUCGACGAGCCAGCGUGGAGGAAAAGCUGCUGGUGUUGGUGCGUGAACGUUCUGGUCACACUUGUGACACAGCCUGCAUCAUUGUGGUAAUUCUUGUGUGGGAGGGCAUCCUUCCCAGCCUGGCCGACCGCCUCUACCUCGAACUCAGUGAAACUCUGAGAAAGCAUGGAGCCCUCACCCAGAGACGAUGUGCUCUCAAUGAGGAGAGGACAUGUGCAUGUCAAGGGUUAGACACAGAGGCUUGUGGAGCCUCUUUCUCCUUUGGCUGCUCCUGGAGCAUGUAUUACAAUGGCUGCAAAUUUGCCCGCAGUAAAAUGCCAAGAAAAUUUAAGCUGCUGGGAGAUGAUAUGAGAGAGGAGGAGAAAAUUGAGAGCAAUUUCCAGAAUCUGGCAACCUUAUUGGCUCCCUUGUAUAAAACUUUGGCACCAGAAGCAUAUGGAAACCAGGUGGAACAUGAACACAGGGCACCAGACUGUCGUCUAGGGCUCAAGGAGGGUCGACCCUUCUCUGGAGUGACUGCCUGUCUGGACUUCUGUGCUCAUGCUCAUAGAGAUCUUCACAACAUGCAGGGCGGCAGCACUGUGGUUUGUACAUUAACAAAGGAGGAUAACAGAGAGAUUGGGAAGAUACCAGAGGAUGAGCAGCUUCAUGUACUGCCCCUCUAUAAAGCUUCCAACACUGAUGAAUUUGGAAGUGAGGAGGGUCAGCAGGAGAAAAUCAAAUCAGGCGCCAUCCAAGUCCUCAGUGCCUUCCGCCGCCAGGUGCGCAUGCUUGCAGAACCUGCCAAAUCUUGCCGACAGAAAAAGCUGGAUGCUAAGAAGGCAGCUGCCAACAAGAAUGCCAUGUUGGACAACACUGAUGAUAAAGCAGAGAAGGCCCAUCUGGCCAAGUCCAAAGCUGGCACUUACGAUAAUACCACUCAGAGCACUACUAUGACAGGUAUUAUUCCAGGUGCUGUAGGAGCCACUCUACAGCCAGGUCAACGAACACACCCCUUUGGGGACCAUCAUCAGCAACAGCAGCACCAGAGUAUUCUUCCUCCCUAUCCUGGCUCGAAAAAUACACCCAGGUACCCCACCUUCCCCAACCAACCUGGAUCUUUUCCAAGCACUUCCAAGCCAGGAAGCAUGUACCCCCCUCAGCCACCAACACCAGCCAGCCCUUACCCCUCCCCGCUCCAUGUACCAAACUCCUACAUGAAUGGAUCAAAUCGCCCAUACCCAGGAUAUCAGUCUAAUGGAGGAAUGCCCCUUGACAAUUACCAUCCAUAUUAUGCUUCAAACCCAAAGCACCUCGACAUGUAUCAACAACAGCGGCCAGCCCUUUACACAGAGCAGCAGUACGGUGUACAUAAACGUUACGAGGUCAAUUAUCCACCAAGGUACGGUGAGCCAGCUUUACAGGCCAAUGGCUACAAUGCCUGCAGCAUGAGGCCAGUACACCCCAUGAGACCUUUUCCUCCCUUUGGUCCCAGUGGAGCCCCUGAUCCUCAGUUCAUGGAUCCCCUCUCAAGAGCACCCUCAGCCCAUGGAGGUCUGGAGUACACAGCUGCUAUGAACAAAGGUAACCAGUUUGGAGGAUACCCAAAUCCAUACCUUUCUCAGAGCUCUCAAAUCUUAACCCCAGGCCAAGAUCCUUUCCAUAUGCAUAUCAAAACAGAGAUGGGUGCACCACGCCCACAAAUGCUUUCUGCGCAAUUAAGUGGCGGGUGUUUAAACCCUGACACACAGUUGGGGUUAGGCAUACCUAAUGGUAUCAAGCCAGAGCCUGGAACACCUCAGACACCCACAACCCCACAAAAGCCUGAGAUGUGGUCAGACAAUGAGCACAACUUCUUAGACCCUGAGAUUGGUGGUGUGGCGGUGGCACCGACACAUGGCUCAGUCCUUAUCGAGUGUGCAAAACGGGAGCUCCAUGCCACAACACCCCUUAAAUAUCCCAAUCGCAACCAUCCAACACGAAUUUCCCUAGUCUUUUACCAGCACAAAAAUAUGAAUGAAGCCAAGCAUGGUUUGGCGCUGUGGGAAGCCAAAAUGGCUGAAAAGGCUCGGGAGAAGGAAGAGGAUGCAGAGAGGAACGGGGGUGAGGGGACACCUAGCAAGAGCAACAAGAAAGGGGUGAAGCGAGAGCACCAGGAAUCAUCAGAAACCACAGGAACACCUCCGUACAAGCGUUUUAUUCAGGCACUUAUGGAGGGCUCCUUGUCAUGCACAACAAACACUUAUGUCAGUUCAUCUCCAUACGCCUUCACAAAGGUCACAGGGCCUUACAGCCAGUUUGUGUAGAAAAUAUUCAUGAAGAAGAAAAAAACUGAAGGGGGUAUUUAAGACAAAGACCACAAGCACCACUGGCCUUGUCCAUACACUCCUUUCUGUACGUUAGCCACAGUGAUGCACAGGAACUUAAGAUCAGACGAGAACGUCUUUCAUCCUCUUAACAAUCAAGCUUUACCAGUUGACUACUAGGGAUGUACUUAUUUCUUUGCAAUUACAUACUGUCAAAAUCUCUGGUGCUUUCACUCUGACACACAUGGACCUAUUUUUUUAAUGGAAACAAAGUUUCAUUUUUGGUGGCUUUAUUUUUCUUACAAAAUUUUGGAGAUGCCAUCUUGGCACUGACUUUGUAAACAUCAACAUUUAAGGUGCUAAAAUGAGUUUAUAUUUUCAUUUAUUCUAUUUUAAAUUAAUGCCUUCACACUAUUAACACAAUUCACUCAAGGACUGACGGUUACUUGUUUCAACAGGACAGUAAAACAUACAACUCUACUGUUAAAUCAUCAGCAUAGGAAUGAUUUAUGGCAAGUCAGUGUUUCUUCAAGCACUUUUAAUAAUCAAGUUAAAUGAUUUGGCAAUACCUUUGAAUUUGAAAAAGGUUUUACUGUGACCCUACAGAGAUAAUGUUUAAUUUCAAAAUAUCAGUUAAUGAAAUGAUGACAUAGCGUUCAUGCAAGAACAGUUUUUAAAACCAUCAGUUCUGGUGCUUCUCUCACAUAGUUCUCUCACUUUCUUAUGUCAUUUAUACUGUAAAUUGAGCCAUUUUAAUGGUGAAUUUUUAACAUUUUGAGGAAGAACAAUGACAGUGGUGUUGAUUUAGUUUUUUUCAAGGCUCACUUUUGUUGUCAGCGACUGUUUUUAAUGUUCCUUACCUUAGGUUCAAUGAACAAACCUGGACUGUGAAUAUUUCAUGUAGUUUUUAUGUCUGUGGUGCUUAGUUAAUGUGCUUUUUCUACACUGAGGAACAUAAAACAGGGUAAGCUCAGCGUCAGUUUCAGAGGGCAGCUGGCUUGCUGUGGGGUCUUUAAUUAUUGCAAUCUAACUGUAAGAUAUAAAGAUGAGAUUUGUACAGUAAGUUAAUUUCCCUUUUGGAAUUACUGUUCUGGAUUUUGUGUUGUAAAGAAUGCUAACAGCCUAUUUCAUUGUAUUUCUUUGGGUUUCAACUUCUUUUAUAUCAUGAGGUGCUAUACAACCCACUAGAAACAUACAAUGUGAGACUCUGGGCAAUGAGAAAGCUUAUAAAUAAUGUAAAGUACAGACCUGUCAUAUACCUCAAAAAUAUUUUGGCAAUAGGAUAAAAACAUAUUUUUUCUUCCUUUGUGUGUUACUUUUAAAGUGUUUAUAACAGCUUAGCUUCAGGCCACCAAAAGGCAUAAAAGUUCAUUUCUUGCUUUCUAAACAAUCCCGUAGAAAGUAUUACUUGAACUUGAAUCUUUGAUGUUACUGUAAAUUCAGGGACAUUUUUAAUGUCAAUUUCAACUUUUUACAUCCUCACUGACUGUUUUCAUCUUGACAUUUUCUCAUUCAGGUGCUUGCCAUUGCAUCCUGAAUCCACGUAUCUUUUUCUAUAGCUACUACACACAAAACUUCUGAGGAAAAAAUAAAAAGAAACUGUCCCUCAACUUUUAAUUUAAAUUUAAGCCACUAGAAAGGUGGUGAACUUUUAAAUGUAAUUUUAAAAUAUAUGCACUGAGUUGGUUAAAGGGAAAUAAUGAUGACUAAAUAAAAAGCAAAGUUUGCUUUAGCUAUAAGGCAAGACCAGGGCAGCAAAUAAGGUAAUUGCACAAUCUUGUGCCUGUUAAUAGUUAAAUUUAUUUAUAACCACUAAGCAAUUGUAAAAUUCAUUUCCCUGCCCUUUUGAUUUUUUGACGUGGUGUAUAAUUGAAUGAUUGUCAUGUUGUAGUAACUUUCCCCCUUCAUAAUAAUCUCAGUUUCUGAAAGCACUUCAUUUCUUUUCAGGAAAAAUUAUGUAAUAAAAAAAUUGCAAAACAUUUUAUUUAAACAAAUUGUAAAUGUGUUAAAAAUAAAUUAUGUCACAUUGUACAUACCAAGAACCUGUAUUACAGUAUUCUGUGAUACAACUCAUUCUUUCAUGCUGAUGCAGGUCCUUCUAAUUGAUCCGCAGCACCUCUAGCAGCGAUUCUCAUCAUAUCUUCAAAUAUCCCUCUGGCUCUUUCAGGUUUAAAAGAAUGAUCACGGUUAGAUAAUCCAGGAAGUCUUUGUAAAAUUUGUGCUAACUUUCACAGCAAUGUUUACAGUAAUAGAAUCAUGUCCACUCAGACAUUAGAGGUUCUAGUUUCUUUUUUACCUGUUCCAGUUUUGUAAAAUAAAUCUACAAAAAAAGUCAAAUUUUGUUGUACAGAACCCAGCUAAGGUAGCAGGUCGUGGUUGAGAGAGGAGAGGUGUCUAAGAUAUAGCGGGUUUAAAAGCAUAGCCAUACUUGAAGAUGCUUCGGAGUGUUUCUGAGUGAGUCAACAUUACUUGAAUGACUUUCUGGGCUUAACUUGUGCACUAAAUGUGCUCAGCUCAAGAGGUUCAGCUAGCAGUUGAUACACACUUGGUCUCUGCAGUUAGACACUAAAGGUAUAAAAAAAGUGCAACUUUUUCCUGUUUUAUUUUUAAGGCUUCCCUUGUUCUCCUGAAGUUUGGUUUGCUGCAAAAAAGGAAUUAAGGAUGGAUAUUAAUACUGUAAGUAUUGUAAUGUACUGAAUGCAGUUUAUUUGAAAGCUGUUUAUUAUAUCAUUCCUGAUAUUGCUGAGAUGUGGGUGUUUUUUUAAUAAAAUUUAUAUUUAUUUAAAGCGA